Molecule: messenger RNA, 2549 nt
Organism: Erpetoichthys calabaricus (reedfish)
Lineage: Eukaryota; Metazoa; Chordata; Cladistia; Polypteriformes; Polypteridae
Gene: cnot10
Product: CCR4-NOT transcription complex, subunit 10
Exons: 19
Coding region: 301-2532 (743 amino acids)
Biological process (GO): mRNA catabolic process; negative regulation of translation
Cellular component (GO): CCR4-NOT complex
Molecular function (GO): protein binding
Source: RefSeq, a predicted model, not a curated record
UCUGGGAAAAACAUUUUUAAUGGCCGAACUCUGCGGUUGAGUGUUUGAAUAAAAGAUUGGAGAGCACUGUGGGUGAUUUAUUUAUUGAUGAGUGGCGCUCCGUACAAGGAGAGAAACAGAUCCUUGUCAAAUCUGAAGAGAACGUGCACUUAAACCAUAUACGGUUACGUGACGACUUUAGGAAUUUUACUGAAAAGUGGAAUUAUCGUGACUGCUACAUACUCUGUGGCUCGAACUCCUCCACAGUCGGACCGUGAGUUACGACAGCCCGGCGAGCGCUGAAGAAAACACCAAGGCGACAUGAUGUCGGAUAGCACUGGAGCAGAUCUGGGAAAUGAGGGAAAGCAUGAAAAUAAUUCAUCUCCUGGAGCAACAGAUCAAGAAAAACAACUUGCUGCUGAUGCAUUCCUAGCUUUUAUGUCUGGAAAUUACGACCUUUGUCUCCAACAUCUCAAGAACCUUCAGGAUCUCAAUAAAGAUGAAUAUAAAAUCGCAAUGAAUAAAGCCAUAGCAGAAUUUUUUAAAAGUGGCCAGACGACGACAGAAACACUGAAACAGGCACUCGCCGCACUGAAGAAUCAGGUUCAUGCUGCUGUAGAAGAAAUGGACGGACUUGACGACGUUGAAAACAGCCUGCUCUACUACAAUCAAGCCGUUAUACACUACCACAUGCGCCAGUAUUCGGAGGCAGUUACGAUUGGAGAAAAGCUCUAUCAGUUUUUGGAACCCUUUGAAGAGAAGUUUGCUCAGGCGGUUUCCUUCUUGCUUGUGGAUCUGUAUCUACUGACAUAUCAACCAGAAACUGCUCUACAUCUCCUUGCUGUCCUGGAAAAGCUCACCGUACAGGGCAACAAUAAAAAUGGCAAGAAUGAGGCUGCCAACAACUCAAACAAAGAGGGUAUAAAUCAGAAAGCAGAUUACAUUGCAAUGAUGGAGGCAGCUAAAUCAAAAAUUCACCAGUAUAAAGUGAGAGCUUAUAUACAGAUGAAAUCUUUGAAGGCCUGUAAGAGGGAAAUCAAGUCAGUUAUGAACACAGCUGGAAAUUCUGCACCUUCACUCUUCCUAAAAAGUAAUUUUGAAUACCUAAGGGGCAACUAUCGAAAGGCAGUGAAGCUUCUAAAUAGCUCCAACAUUGCUGAACACCCAGGCGUCAUGAAAACUGGUGAAUGUGUGAGAUGCAUGUUUUGGAACAAUCUUGGUUGCAUUCAUUUUGCUAUGGCAAAGCACAACCUAGGAAUCUUUUAUUUCAAAAAGGCACUUCAGGAAAAUGACCAUACCUCAGCAAAGCUAGCGGCAACUAGUAACGGACAGGCCAAGAAGUUUCAAGGCAUACCUAUGUGCACCCUUUUAGCCAAUAAGAGAUACGAACUGCUGUACAAUUGUGGAAUCCAGCUGUUACACGUAGGGAGGCCCUUGGCUGCCUUUGAAUGUCUGAUUGAGGCAGUGCAGGUGUACCAUUCAAAUCCACGGCUCUGGCUGAGGCUAGCAGAAUGCUGUAUAGCUGCAAACAAAGGGAGUACAGAACAAGAAAAUAAGGGACUUCCAAGCAAAAAGGGAAUAGUGCAAUCAAUCGUUGGUCAAGGAUACCAUCGCAAGAUUGUAUUAGCAUCUCAGUCGACGCAAAACACCAUAUACAAUGAAGGUCAGUCUGCUGCCAUUCCUGUUGCCAGCAUGGAGUUUGCCGCAAUUUGUUUGCGGAAUGCACUAUUACUUCUGCCUGAAGAUCAACAGGAAACAAAAUCGGAAAAUGGUUCCAAAAAUUCCAGCCAGUCUGGUAGCAUAGAGAGCAGCAGUGAAAGCGGUGAAUUGUGCAGUUCAAAAGGACAAGAAGGUGAUAAAUUCAUUCCCGCACCACCAUCAGCUCCAAUUAGGAAACCAGAACUCGAAAAUUUAAGGUGUUCCAUUCUGGCCUGUAGUGCUUAUGUAGCCCUGGCGCUGGGGGACAACCUGAUGGCCUUAAACCAUGCGGAGAAACUGCUGCAGCAGUCCAAGUUGUCAGGAUCGCUCAAAUUCCUGGGCCACUUGUAUGCUGCCGAGGCUCUCAUCUCUUUGGACAGAAUCUCCGACGCCAUUACUCACUUGAACCCAGAAAACGUCACGGAUGUCUCCCUCGGGAUCCCUUCAAACGAGCAGGAUCAAGGGUCAGACAAAGGAGAAAACGAGCCCAUGGAGACCUCAGGAAAGCAGACCCCACAGUGCUACCCCAGCUCCGUCACCUCCGCUCGGGCAAUGAUGCUCUUUAACCUUGGCAGUGCCUACUGCUUGAGAAGCGAAUAUGAAAAAGCCAGGAAGUGUCUUCAUCAGGCGGCUUCAAUGAUCCACGCAAAGGAGAUCCCACCAGAGGCGAUUCUACUAGCCGUCUACCUGGAGCUACAGAAUGGAAACACACAGCUGGCCUUGCAGAUUAUUAAAAGGAAUCAGCUGCUCCCCUCCAUCAAGACGCCAUCGCCUGACGUGCGGAAGAAGCCCGUGGCACUCCAGCCAAUGCAGCCAAUCCAAGUGCCGGCGUUCACCACCGUCCAGCGCAAAUGAGAGGAAAAAAACAAAAC